Argentina anserina (silverweed cinquefoil) is the source of this 1655-nucleotide messenger RNA. RefSeq lists its product as uncharacterized. Lineage: Eukaryota; Viridiplantae; Streptophyta; Magnoliopsida; Rosales; Rosaceae. Bases 680 to 1273 code for a protein of 197 amino acids. The record is from RefSeq and is a predicted model, not a curated record. The transcript is spliced from 4 exons.
UAAAAAUCAGAAAUGGCAGAAUUGGAAGGUUCCUUCUUCCUUGACAUUCUUCUCCCCAAACGCAUCAAGACAUCCUUCACUUCUUCUUCUUCUUCGUCCUCCUCUGUUAUUUCCAGAAAAGACUAAACUACCCUUGCUCUGCUUUUCUCCUACUACGACGACUCCACUGCUUCUUGGGUGAAAUUGGGUUCUGGGUUUCGUAGGGCGGCUCAGUUCCGAAAAUGGGUCUGAAGAAUUUGGGGCAUUCGUUAUUGGGUGGCCUUGGAUUUCGAGCUCUGGAGAUGGGUUUGUUCUGAAAUUCUUUCUCGUGUUCUUUGAGAAUUGUUUAGUUUCUUGUGUUCAGAGUUUCAGAUGGUUUUGCGGGAAAUUGAGCUUUUGAUUCAUUAUUGGUUGCUUGAGUUUGUUUGCUCUGAUCAGCAUUCCGGGUUCUUUAAUUUUAGCUGAUCGAAAACCUGUACUGGGUUUUCUUUGUGUUUUAGAUUCAAUUUGUUAUUGUUAUUGCUCAUAUUGGAACACAUUGCGGGUUAGGAAUGAUGUAUCAGAGGUUCAGAAGGAUCAGUAGAACAGGGCAAGAGUGUUAGUACUUAGUUUUUUUUGGGUGGAAUUGUGGAUUUUUCGAGUUGGGUUUAGCAAUUGGAGUGGUUGUGUGGUGUUGGUGUUGAUUGUGUUGUGUGUCACUAUGUCGGGUGGCACACCAACUGGUGGAUACAUAAGGCAGAGGCAUAGCCAGGGCUAUGCGUCGAGUGGGGAUGAUCUCGAGGAUGAUGCAUGCUCAGUGUUGCAUAGCUCGUCAGGUUUGAGUCCGAGAGCCUGGUCAAAGAGGGAGAUUGUGGAGAAUGUGAUGUGGCUUGUCUCGGCAGCAGGCAUUGUAUACUUGGGUGAUUCCAAGUCCAACUUGAUAUUUCUCUUGUGGCAUGAUGACCGAGUAAGAAGAUUGCCCCUGUACAUUGGGAUGGUCGGCGUGGUUUUGAAUAUUAUCAUCUUCUGUUACACAAGUAUGUCAGCAUGGAGUGUGGGGCGUUUUGAUGAGAAAUGGGAAAUAGCGAGUAUAUCUGCUCUGCCAUUUGUGACACUACUUGGUGCCAUUUCCUUUUGCCUGUUCUCCUGUGCACUGUGGCCAAUAUGGGGGUUCUUGACGCUUCCCCUCCUGUUCACGCUGUUUAUGGCAGGGAUGGUUAUAUUUCCGUACAUUAUAAUUGGGACUUUUAGGAAACAACAAGAUGCGCUGCGUACAGAUAAUGCCUCCUCAGAUUUUAGUGAUAAACUUUACUGACCUAGAUCAAGAGCUGCUAACUCAACCAUGGACAGACUGUCACAUCUGUAGUGAAGCAAUUAUUGUCUUCCAAUUAGUCAGGUUUUGAUUUUACAUACACAUUCUUUUGAUGAUACACUCGAUAGUACCACAGAGUUCUUUACAAACCUGGAGCGGACUGGUUGGGAUGUAGUUUUGGAAGUUGAUGCUAGUGAGCAUCAUCAGUUGUGUAAAAGUGUUUGAAUUUCAUGGAUAGAAAUGAUGCCUUUGUUUCUGGUACGAGUCCAUCUUUCACUACAGUGGAGAUCCUGGCAUUGAUUUGGCAUUAUAAGAUUCAGUUGUUUACGUCUCUCUUGCAUGUUUCCUUAUGCCUAUAUGAAUUAUUCUUUCAUUGAGGUUUGCA